This is a messenger RNA of Ilyonectria robusta, 4383 nucleotides long. RefSeq lists its product as uncharacterized. The transcript is spliced from 4 exons. The coding region runs from base 1 to 4383 and encodes 1460 amino acids. The record is from RefSeq and is a predicted model, not a curated record. Lineage: Eukaryota; Fungi; Ascomycota; Sordariomycetes; Hypocreales; Nectriaceae.
AUGACUGAGGUCGGGUCUGCCGACCUUUCGAGACUGCUUCAAUCAAAGCGUCAUGAGUGCAGUUCAAUUGUGACGUCGCGGAAGCGCAAGCUGCGUGAGCUCUUCGCUGUCGCGACACAGGUAGAGAACCUUCCACACACAGUCCUAGCGAACCCCGACGCGCCCACCACAACACCUGCAGAAUGGCAGUUCCUGCAAGCCAACGAUAUCUUCCAAGGCAAGACAUUCAACGAGUCCAACAUCCCCGCGAGGCCGGCUCUCUCCCUUGAAGCCUUGAAGAAGUCACUGGCUAAAUCAGCUUUCGAUGCGACCGAGGCUUUACCACCGCCGGCGUUGGACGAGGGGAGGAAGGAUGUUGUACCAAGAGCCCAGGAUAAUGCAUCAUCGAACAGAACCCCUUCAACUAUCAAACCCGAUCCAAGCAAUGUUCCUCCCAUAGUUCCUACACCAAAGAUUGCUUCGAAACCGACUCCCGCUGCUUGUGGCCCUCAUGCGCCAUUACAACCCGCUCGACCUGUGCCACCGCCGACGAAUGGGCUCGUGAAGCCCGUUGCAACUCCUAACUCCGCGACGCCAAUCCCGCUUGAUGCCAGCAAGAAUCAGCCCCAGAAUCGUACCGGUGUCGUCGCGGGAGUUGGGCACGUUGCCCCCCUGCGGCAGACACCUGUCACGCUCCCUGCCGGGAUGAAAGUACCACCAGCAACGGAAACGAAAGCCGAGACACCAGUUGAGACCAAGGUUGCUCCCGAAGCGAAGGCCCCUGCCACGACAAAGCCUGGUUCCUUGUUAACUAAGCCCACCGCGGAUAGUUCUCGAGCGCCAGAUGCCAUGUCCUCCCCGGGAUCGACUGCACAGAGUGCCACAACGCCUGCGGUUCACGAUGUAUCAGCAAACACGAGCCCGGAGAAUGAGGGACCCCAGUACAACGAACCUGUGGACCAGAAGCCUGAACAAGAUGUGGGUGCUAAGGAGAUGGAGGCGCCUCAUGCUGUGGAAGAACCUGCGCAAGAGGAUCUUCAGACACGGGCCCUGAACGCACCUCCAGAUUCUGCCGAGGCCCAGCUUCUCCAGGAGUCGAUUCGAUCGAACACCGUUGUGGCAAGCCCUGCGCCUGAGCCAAAACAGCCUGCGCCAGCUGUGGUAAAGGAGGAUAUCAGCGCACCUGCAAGGCCAGUCAAGCCUACCCUUGUGGUCGAGACCAAGCUUGAGCAACCGACUCCAAGUGACGAGACCAAGCCAAGGUUGGAUGCCGAGGUCAAGGAUGUUACAGCGAAAGAAAUUCCCGAUAGUCAGGAGGAAAUUUCGGAUCAAAUGGACAUUGAUGGCCCCGAGCCAAGCGACAACCAACAAACUCAAACCGAUUCCUCCGUUAAGAAAGAAAACCUUGUCACCGAGGCCCCAUCCACUCCCGUGCCGACAGAAGCAGCACAGAGAGAAGUUUCCCAAGUAUCUGAACGAGCCGUUACUAGAGUCUCUUCUGGAGCAUUGCGACUCAAAUCUGUGAACGAAAUCGUUGGAGUUACCCCACGUCCUACUCCGACUCUCGAGCGAACUGUGACGAGCAAGAGCUUCGACAACCAGCUCACACCCCUUACUUCUACCCCCCAAUCCCCGAGCAUCAGACAUCGAAACAUUCCCACCCACCGUCGAGAAAGAUCCAGAAGCCAGCCUUCCACCGUCCUGUUUGGAAAACAACCCAAGCGGGCUGACGAGAAGACGAUGGUCUCGAAUCAGCGAGACACGAUCCAAUCCACCGAUGACUACUACACCCCCUUAUUCGUUCAGGGCUUUGCAGGAAGUUCUUCCUGGAUGCAGCCUAUCGAGAAAAUACUCUUUACUGCUAACAAAACCGUUGCAACCCCUGACGCCAAUCUGGCAAUUCAAGAUCAUCAAGCCUGCAAAGUGCUUCGAAGAGUAUACCAUUUGCAGCAGCACGACAAAUGGUCUUUACGUCAACCGAAGCGCUGUCCAGAGCCGACUCGUCCUCCAUCUCAAUGGGAUGUAAUGCUCCAAGAGAUGAAGUGGAUGCGGACCGACUUUCGAGAAGAGCGCAAGUGGAAGAGGGCUGUUGCCAAAAACCUUGCAUACGCUUGCGCGGAAUGGCACGAAUCUACGCCCGAGGAACGCAAGACUCUCCAGGUCUCUACCGUGACCCCCCCUAAGCCACGGGCGGCAGGAGAUAUGUCGAUGGCUGAUGUCGAUGAGGACGGUGUCGAUAACCAGCCGACUCCGGACCUCGUUUCGUCAGGCGACAUCGACAGCCCUGACAAUAUGGAUGAGUUGACUGAUGACUUCAUGGAAACGGUUGCGCCUUCUGCCAUCUUCGCUCUCCAGGAUGAAGAUGUCGUCUUUGGCUUACGGAGAACGCCUAUUGCUGAUCAGUUGCUGGAGGAGCUGCCAAUGUACGGACCACCACUAAAGGUGCCCAAGUUCGACCUUACCGGCCCCGAGUACGAUCCAGAUGCCCAUUGGCGACGACCAGCUCUCCCGCUCAGCAAGUAUGUCGAGGGGCAGAUGAAGUUGGUUUCAGACGGUCCUCCUAGAAAGCGUAGCCGCUAUGAUUAUCGAAACGAAGACUCCGAGGAUGAGAGUGAGAGCGUUUUUGCUGGCAACGAAAAGUCGUCGGAUAUCAGUGUUCCACCACGGACCAACGAAGUUGCACUGUUCGACCCCGAAAUGAGGCAUAUUCGCGAUCGUCUGUACGCUGGUCACCAAUUCAGACCGCCUUCGGAGCAUCCUAUGCCCACACAGAGCUUUUACGAAUGCAGAAGUUCGUCGCAGUGGACACCGGCGGAGGAUGACGAGCUGCGAUCGCUUGUCCGAGAGCACUCAUAUAACUGGUCUUUGAUUUCCAGUCUCCUAUCUACCAAGUCGCUUUUCACUUCUGGUGCCGAGCGGCGGACACCAUGGGAGUGCUUUGAGAGAUGGAUCAACCUGGAGGGGCUUCCGGCUGACAUGCAGAAGACGCAAUACUUCAAGGCCUAUAACAGUCGGAUUGAAGCAGCGCAGCGCGUUAUUAUGCAGCAGCAUCAGUUGGCUGUACAGCAGGCCAACUCGGCUGGUGGUGCCGUUACUCCAGUCCGACGGCGACAUUCGACGCCACUGAGAGUGGAGAGGCGACGCAACCAGAAACAUCUGACACUUAUCGACGCUAUGAGGAAGCUGGCUAAGAAGCGAGAGACGACGAUUCAGAAGCAGCAGCAUACUGCAUCUCAGAAUGCUGCCAACAAGAAGACGAACGACCCUGUCUCACAGCGCCCGACCAAGACCCCACGAGAUUACAGCCUGUUGCGCUGGGAGCGUGACCAAGCUCUGGCAGAAAAGAUGGCGCAGUAUGCGCAGAGGCAGGAGACUCAACGACGAGCUGCUAUGGUUGCUAGAGCCGCCCAAGGUCAAGCCGCGCAAAUGGCUGGAAAUCCAGGGGCCGCGCAAGCUGGUCAGAACAGUGUCCACGCUGCUGCGGCGGCCGCGGCGGCAGCCGCCGUAGUUGGUAACAACAUGAACGGCGUCGGUCGAGUCAAUGUUCCAAACCAGCUUGCCGCAGCUGCAGCCGCAGCUGCCGGUCAGGCUCGGCCUCGGAUGCCGAUGCAAUCUCCUGCUAACGGCAUGGCAGGUGUGCCGUCACACAUGGCUGGUGGCCUCGUCCCGCCGACGCAGAUGAACGGCGUACCACAGGCCCAGAUGCAGGCUGCCAUGCAAGGACAGCACAACCGCAUGCCUAUGCCCAACCCUCAACCAGAUGUUAACCUGAUGAUACGUGCCCAGCGCAUCUCAGAGCAGCAGAGAGCUGCCGUUCAGAUGCAACAGUCUCAAGUCCCCGGGACACCCAGCCAGGCAACGAAUACACAACAGAGUCCGCCCCCUAACAUGCGCAACGGCGUGAACGGUGUCAAUGGCGUUAACGGCAUCAGCCAGCAGACCUUCAUCAACAAUGCCCAAGCCAUGAUGGCGUCGUUCAACGCUACCAACAACAACCACUCCACUCCUCCGGCCAACGGCCUCCAUAUGCCCUCCGGUCCGGCCGGCUCUCCAGCACCUCGCCCGCCGCCGCAGCUCCCGCCCGGUAUCGCCAACCAACUUAACCAGCUCGAGGCCCAGUUCCGGGCCAAAAACCCGAAUCUCACUCCCGAGCAGGUUCGCCAGCUUGCCACAGAGCAUCUCACCCGCGCCAUGAUGGCCCAGCGCCAGUCAGCCAUGAAUGCUGCCGCCGGAGCUAAUGGCCAACCCGGCCUAGCUGGCAGUAUCGCUGCUACAACCAGCCCUCACCAGUACGCCGCUCUUCUCCGCCAACAGCAGCAAGCCCAGGCCAGCCAAGCCGCUGGCAGUCCCGCGCAACACCAGCGACAAGCCAGCGGGAGCGCCACACCAUCAGUGGGCAAGUAA